Messenger RNA from Zonotrichia leucophrys gambelii, 1550 nucleotides. It is a transcript of the gene TMEM41B, whose product is annotated as transmembrane protein 41B. Gene Ontology annotation, cellular component: endoplasmic reticulum membrane. Bases 142 to 960 code for a protein of 272 amino acids. The record is from RefSeq and is a predicted model, not a curated record. The transcript is spliced from 7 exons. Lineage: Eukaryota; Metazoa; Chordata; Aves; Passeriformes; Passerellidae.
GGCCGGUCCCGCCUCCUCCUUCUCCUCCUCCUGCCCGCGGCUCCCGGUGCUGACGGUCCCGCCUCCUGCUCCCCGCGGCUCCCGGUGCCGCCGAGGCCUGCCCCGGCCCUGACUCGCCGGGCCCCGGGGCGCCGCAGAGCCAUGGCGCAGCGAAGGGCGGCGGCGGCGUCGGAGAGCGCCAGGCACCAGCGGCAGCUUCUGGAAGGGAAAGCCCUUGCAGAAGGUGGAUCAGCUCGGACAUCACUUCUUAUUUUAGUGUCCAUCUUCUUAUCAGCUGCUUUCCUCAUGUUCCUGGUAUAUAAAAAUUUCCCACAACUUAGUGAAGAAGAAAGAGAAUCUAUAAAGGUUCCCAGAGAUAUGGAUGAUGCAAAGGCCUUGGGAAAAGUCUUGUCCAAAUACAAGGACACGUUUUACGUUCAAGUGUUAGUGGCUUAUUUUGCCACAUAUGUUUUCUUGCAAACAUUUGCUAUUCCUGGGUCUAUAUUCCUCAGUAUCCUGUCAGGGUUUCUUUAUCCCUUCCCACUGGCCUUAUUUCUUGUUUGUUUGUGCUCAGGACUUGGGGCUUCAUUCUGCUACAUGCUGUCAUACCUAGUGGGACGUCCCGUUGUAUACAGAUAUUUAACAGAAAAAGCAGUCAAAUGGUCAGAACAGGUUGAACGACAUAGAGAACAUCUCAUUAACUACAUAAUAUUUUUGAGAAUAACACCUUUUCUCCCCAACUGGUUUAUCAAUAUCACAUCUCCUGUAAUCAACGUGCCAUUGAAAGUGUUUUUCAUUGGCACUUUCCUAGGUGUAGCACCACCAUCUUUUGUAGCCAUUAAGGCAGGAACAACGCUGUACCAGCUUACAACAGCAGGGGAAGCUGUUUCCUGGAACUCUGUUUUUGUCCUCAUGAUUCUAGCCAUCCUCUCCAUCCUACCAGCUCUGUUCCAGAAGAAGCUGAAACAGAAGUUUGAAUAAGGAUCAAACUGGACCAGAAUUUCCCAUACUUCAUCUCAGGAUCAGCACUUCUGAUAUUUGUAUAUUUGCUUUUCUAUUGGAUCUUAAGCAAUUCUAGGGGAGGCUUGUGAUUGAUAAGAAUGUCUUUAAAUGAACACAUGGCCUUAGAGUGAAGGAGAUGUGUUCAGAAAUGUACUGCAUAUAGUUUUGUAACCAAACACCAGUGUUUUACUUUGGGAUGGUGUGUGUGUGGCCCUCAGGGUGAGGGAACUGAGAACAUGGAUGAAACAUUUUGCUCUGGUUAUAUGCAGAGCAAAAACUGUGAUGUAGACAUAACCUACAGGUGAUGCUCUCUAACACUUGCAGGAAAACCCCCUGAACAAUUCAGCCCAACUUUGUAACAUUCUCUGUAGGCUUGCAUGUCAUCUGCUCUGAGAGCAUUUCUCACUAACAAUAUUCCCCUUCUUUUUUGCCUUGGGGAGUUUCCAAAUAAUGUAACGGUGCUCACUCAGAAACAAGGGUUCUCUGCAGUACUUUAACUACAAUGUUAUUCUCAUCCUGGUUGUUUACUUCUAUUUAUUAGUGCUGUAUGCAAUUAAAUACUUGAACCU